AUGCCUCCAACAACCCUCUAUAACGGGUUCUGUGGCAGUCGAGUGCAAACGGAGGGGCUUCCGCCGGGCACGUGGCCCUGGCUCGUCAGCAUCCAGCUGCCCGAAGUCGAUGGAGAUGGAUACCGGCACUGGUGUGGAGGGACCCUCAUCAACUCGCGCUGGGUCCUGAGCGCCGCGCACUGCUUUGGGCUGAAAAGGUACAUAAAAGUGAAGUUUUGGAGAGUGGUGGUUGGCAUCACGCAGCUCUUAGAGGAGGACCCCGAGGCUCAGAUCGUGUACAUCGAGAGGCUGGUGGAGCACGAAAACUACAACCGCAUCGGCUACCUGAACGACAUUGCCUUGAUUGAGCUCAACCGGUCGGUGGUCUGCAAUGACCGCAUCCAGCUGGCUUGCUUGCCAGACAGCAGCCUGUCCAUCUCUCAGCUAAGCCAUUGCUACUUCACUGGCUGGGGCAGCACGCAUGCAAACAAGAACAUCAUGAAGCUUGAAAUCAUGCAGGAGGUCAAAGUCAGCCUGUUGGACACUGCGGCUUGCAACAGCAGCCGCUGGUAUUUCAAGCGUAUAAGAGACAACAACUUGUGCGCCCUGCCCGAGACGGGAAGCAAGGAGGCCUGCCAGGGGGCUGGUGGCGGCCCCCUCAUGUGCUGGGAGGGGCGGUCUGAACGCUUCUGGGUCGUCGGCAUCAACAGCUGGUGGAGCGGCUGCACUGAGAUAAGGAUGCCCAGCGUCUUCAUCUCCACUCAGCGCUUCGCCUCCUGGAUCCUGAGGGUCACUCGGGAGGCCGAUACCCGUGCCCAGGCCCACGGGCUGGUUCAGGCCCGCGUCCAGGCCGAGUUUCAGCUGGGGUCGGCCGAACUACAUGCCCUCGGCGCAGCCGCAGCUGCCAACUCGGCGACCGGGAACUUCCGUUAG
Gekko japonicus is the source of this 912-nucleotide messenger RNA. RefSeq names its product acrosin-like. NCBI's taxonomy places the organism in Eukaryota, Metazoa, Chordata, Lepidosauria, Squamata, Gekkonidae. Gene Ontology annotation, biological process: acrosome reaction; proteolysis. The record is from RefSeq and is a predicted model, not a curated record. The coding region runs from base 1 to 912 and encodes 303 amino acids. Gene Ontology annotation, molecular function: serine-type endopeptidase activity. The transcript has 6 exons.